Molecule: messenger RNA, 1326 nt
Organism: Effrenium voratum
Lineage: Eukaryota; Dinophyceae; Suessiales; Symbiodiniaceae
Source: the annotation of a GenBank genome assembly
AUGUUUCGCGGAUCGAGCAUCAAACAAGCUCGGGUCGCGUUGCAGGAUCUCCAACAGAUCGGGAUCUCCAUCUUCAACAGGAGCCCGGGGCACGGCAUCGCCUUCCUGGUGGCCAUGGGCGUCGUGCGGGACUUUCCCGUGGAGAUCAACAACUUCCUGGUGAGGCUUGCCGCAGAUCCAGAGAAGAUGGGCGAUUACCUUAGCGAGGAGUUCCCCACGGCGCAGACUUUGCGGCUAGAGUUUCUGAACUCCUUGCCGCUGUUGGGCACUGGCGUGAUCUCGGCACUGGAGACCGUGUCCCGCGACAUGACUCUGCCCAAAGACUGGCUGAAGGUGGACCGUCUCUUGAAGGGUAUCGCACACUUCUGGUGGAAGCAGCAUGAGGAAGAGCUCACCGAGCGGCGGAACGAGGGCAAUCAGAGUGCCUUAGUGGAGACUGCCCAAGGUGAGCUCAAUGGCUUGGAGUUGCAGCGCACGCUGCUUGGGACGGAGGGUCUUCACAGGCUGCUGUAUUCAACUUUGAUGCUCUACAGGUGGUGUAGAGACGGCAACGAGAUGACACUUAACGAGUGGGUGCAGUUAAACACCGGCAUCGAGGGCUGCGGAAAUGACAUCCCCUUGCACGUGCAGAUGGGCAUUUACAAGGCGGCGCUCAGCGAAGACUUCUCCCUGGAGGCCAGCCGCCCUGGGCCGCCCUUCAAGACGCCGCUGGCCUCCCUGCACGCGGCGGCCUUUGUCCGGUACCACGGUCGACCCCAGACCGACGGAGAGGUGGCGCACUGGCCGCAGGCUUCUCCACAUGUCCUUGCAGCCGAGGGUGGUGUGCUGGCAGCUGGGAGGAUGUCUCCACAGCCCCCAGGGCCUCCCGAAAAGCUGCGGAGAAGGUCAUUGACCGCGUUUUCCCAGCCCUUUGAUGCCGGUGGGUCCGGCCGCUUGGACGAGGAGGUGACAUGGCUGCGACUGCAUCAAUGGCUGCUCUUGCUGGCUUCGGCGGAGAACGCCGCGCCAUUCGCCUUUGUUUCGCUGAAGAAGGCUGCGCUGAUCCGGGCCGAUGCUCGUGUGCUGCAGAUCGUCCUGGCGCGUCGUGUUGAAGGCGAGUGGCCAGCGGCAAUGGUCGAUGACGACUGGCUGGAGCUUUGUUUGCUGCUUGGCGAUGGCCGCUUCCAGCUGCUCGAGGCGCCGGAGCUUGUGAUGAGGUUCGAUGAUGAGGCGGAAUUCCAGCGAUGGGCCAGCUACCUGCGUGAGCUUUGUAGCGAGGACGGCGACCGCAGACGAGCUGCCCUCAAGGUGCCACCUGUCCUUGUUGCCAGCGUUCCGCUGCCGUAG